Messenger RNA from Glycine soja, 1895 nucleotides. Its product is annotated as vacuolar protein sorting-associated protein 9A-like. Gene Ontology annotation, biological process: vesicle-mediated transport. NCBI's taxonomy places the organism in Eukaryota, Viridiplantae, Streptophyta, Magnoliopsida, Fabales, Fabaceae. Gene Ontology annotation, cellular component: endocytic vesicle; cytosol. Gene Ontology annotation, molecular function: guanyl-nucleotide exchange factor activity; small GTPase binding. The record is from RefSeq and is a predicted model, not a curated record. The transcript has 5 exons. The coding region runs from base 95 to 1498 and encodes 467 amino acids.
AUCGAAUAAAAUGUUUGGAUUUUGGGUGAAAAUGAGAUAAUAAUCGUGUUGGAUCGAGUCCUCCGUCUUACCAGUGUCAACGAGGUGGCGGAGAAUGGAAAACGCCGACGUUUUCUUGGGCUUACACGACUUCCUCGAGCGCAUGCGGCAACCCUCCGCCGCUGAAUUCGUCAAAGCAAUCAAAAGUUUUAUUGUUUCGUUUUCAAACAAUGCUCCUGAUCCCGAUAGGGACAGUGCUGCGGUUCAAGCGUUCCUCGCGAAAAUGGAAGCGGAUUUCAGGGCUCAUCCACUUUGGGCUGGUUGCUCCGAAGAGGAACUUGAAAGUGCCGGUGAAGGACUUGAGAAGUAUGUUAUGACAAAGUUAUUUGCUCGUGUAUUUGCUUCACUUCCAGAUGAUGUAAAAUUUGAUGACCAACUUUCUGAGAAGAUGGCUUUGAUUCAACAAUUUAUUCGACCUGAAAAUUUGGAUAUCAAGCCAGUAUUUCAGAAUGAAUCAUCAUGGUUGCUUGCACAGAAAGAAUUACAGAAGAUCAACAUGUACAAGGCACCCAGGGAUAAACUUGUCUGUAUUCUGAAUUGUUGCAGGGUUAUUAGCAACUUGCUACUUAAUGCUUCGGUUGCUUCGAGAGAGAAUCCUCCAGGAGCUGAUGAAUUUCUUCCUGUGCUUAUUUAUGUAACCAUAAAGGCAAACCCUCCACAACUGCACUCAAAUCUACUGUACAUACAGAGGUUUAGACAUCAAUCUCGAUUGGUUGCAGAAGCAGCAUAUUAUUUUACAAACAUGCUCUCUGCUGAGUCAUUCAUCUCAAACAUCGAUGCAAAAGCCAUUUCAAUGGAGGAAGCUGAGUUUGAUGGAAACAUGGAAUUUGCUCGUGCUAUGCUUUCGGGUAUUUCAGCUGAUACACAAGAUCCUGGUUCACCUUAUCAAAAUGAUGGACAGCAUCCAAGAGCAGAACCCACUAAGCACAAAGCUUUGAAUGAUAAUAAUGACCCUGCACUACGAACUCCAUCAUCUGUUGCAAAAUCAGAAAGCAAGAAAGUGACUUUUGCAAAUGAAUCAUUGAUCACAAAAGUUCCAUCGCUCUCGGAUUUGGAGAAUAAAGGGGCAAGUAUGAUUUUAAAGGAGGAUAAGUUGAAUGAAGUUUUCGGGGAGUUUCCAUAUUUGUUUGCUAGUGUAGGUGACCUAAUGGUUGGUGAUGUUGAAGACCUGCUAAAUAAUUACAAACAACUUGUUUUCAAGUAUGUCUCUCUUUCCAAAGGGUUAGGAAUCUCUCCUACAUCUCUUCCACCAUCGAAUUCCCAAAAUAAUUCUGAAGACCAUGCUGAAACCACAAUAGAUUCUUCAGACAAUGGACCUCUAGAUGACAACAGUAAAUCAGAAGAAUCUAUUGAUACAACAGAUGAUAGUUCAGAUAAAGUUACACUUGAGGAGCAAAAAAUUGAAUCCGAUCUGCCGAAGGAUGACCUUGUUGCUCCUGAGGGUGAUCCCCCCUCUUAAUUAAUCGGAGCUAUCUUCAACCGUUUUCUCCCCGUUUUGUACCCCAUUUUUUCCACCCGUUUUUCCUGUAAAAUUAUUUUUAUGUUGUCCGUUGUCUGGUAGCUACACUCGUUCCUUAUGUUUAUAGGGAUGGCUGUACCAUGACCACUAUGCCUCGGUAACAUUGUUCUUGAAUAGAUUUUAGACCUGCAAAAAAUAGAAUUUUACAUUUGCUUUUGCGAUGGAAAAAGAAUGUGAAGAUGCAAAUCUUGUUUUGUUCGAUUUACCCCGUGUACGUUGAAUAUUGAUGAACUGAUAUUUAACCGGGUCGGAUAUGUAUUAAUGUAUUUACCUCGUUAUGCAAGUUUUGUUGUAAUGUUGGAUGUGAAAACUAAUAUAAAUGGUGGUUCUGUCUGCA